Acanthochromis polyacanthus (spiny chromis) is the source of this 7579-nucleotide messenger RNA. Its product is annotated as myosin-9-like. Gene Ontology annotation, molecular function: ATP binding; cytoskeletal motor activity; actin filament binding. Gene Ontology annotation, cellular component: myosin complex. NCBI's taxonomy places the organism in Eukaryota, Metazoa, Chordata, Actinopteri, Pomacentridae. The transcript has 41 exons. The record is from RefSeq and is a predicted model, not a curated record. The coding region runs from base 258 to 6140 and encodes 1960 amino acids.
GCACCGGGUGAAAUUACGCGAACCAGUGAGCAGCCAGUGGAAGAGGGGAGGGCAGAAGGAAGAGAGAGAGAAAAAAAGAGAUAGAAAGAGUGAAGCAGCAGAGAAAGAGAGGGAGGAAGCAAGCGCUGUAGUUUAGCCUCUGCGAAGCUGCUGUUCGACGGGAAGAGAAGUUUGACUCAACGGCGACGCUGACUGAGCCAACCCGGUUGUUGUUAGCCACCCUCUGAAAGGCGUCUUGCACCCGAAAAGCAGCUACCAUGACAGACGCAGACAAGUUUCUGUACGUGGACCGUAAUCUGGUCAACAACCCGCUGGCACAGGCGGACUGGGCCACCAAGAAGCUGGUAUGGGUGCCGUCGGAGCGCCUUGGGUUCGAGGCCGGCUCCGUGAAGGAGGAGCGCGGCGACGAGUGCGUGGUGGAGCUGGCAGACUCUGGGAAGAAGAUCAAGGUGAACAAGGAUGACAUCCAGAAGAUGAACCCGCCCAAAUUCAGCAAGGUGGAGGACAUGGCCGAGCUCACCUGCCUGAAUGAAGCGUCCGUGCUGCACAACCUGAAGGAGAGAUAUUACUCUGGGCUCAUAUAUACAUACUCUGGUCUCUUCUGUGUCGUCAUAAACCCCUACAAGAACCUGCCCAUCUACUCAGAGGAGAUUGUUGAAAUGUACAAGGGCAAGAAGAGGCAUGAAAUGCCGCCUCAUAUCUAUGCCAUCACUGACACAUCCUACAGAAGCAUGAUGCAGGAUCGUGAAGACCAGUCCAUCCUGUGCACAGGCGAGUCUGGUGCUGGUAAGACAGAAAACACCAAGAAGGUCAUCCAGUAUCUCGCUCAUGUGGCCUCCUCUCAUAAGACAAAGAAAGAUCAGAACAGCUCGAUCCUGUCACAUGGGGAGCUGGAGAAGCAGCUGCUGCAGGCUAACCCCAUCCUAGAAGCCUUUGGAAAUGCCAAGACAGUCAAAAAUGACAACUCCUCCAGAUUUGGAAAAUUCAUCAGGAUCAACUUUGAUGUCAAUGGUUACAUCGUCGGUGCCAAUAUUGAAACUUACCUGUUGGAGAAAUCUCGUGCCAUUCGCCAGGCCAAAGAUGAGAGGACCUUUCACAUCUUUUACUACAUGCUCACAGGAGCUGGAGACAAAUUGCGCUCUGAUCUCCUCCUGGAAAAUUACAACAACUAUCGCUUCCUUUCCAACGGGAAUGUUACAAUUCCGGGGCAGCAAGACAAGGAUCUGUUUACAGAGACCAUGGAGGCUAUGAAGAUCAUGAGCAUUCCAGAGGACGAGCAGAUAGGCAUGCUGAAGGUGGUGGCCUCUGUUCUGCAGCUUGGAAACAUGAGCUUCAAGAAGGAGCGUCACACCGAUCAGGCGUCCAUGCCUGACAACACAGCUGCUCAGAAGGUGUGUCACCUCAUGGGCAUGAACGUCACAGACUUCACCAGGGCCAUUCUGUCACCCAGGAUCAAGGUGGGCCGAGACUACGUCCAGAAGGCUCAGACCCAGGAGCAGGCAGAGUUUGCUGUGGAAGCCCUGGCCAAGGCUACGUAUGAAAGGAUGUUCCGCUGGCUGGUCAUGAGGAUCAACAAAGCCCUCGACAAGACCAAGAGACAGGGAGCCUCCUUCAUCGGCAUCCUGGACAUCGCUGGCUUUGAGAUCUUUGAGCUGAACUCAUUUGAGCAGCUGUGCAUCAACUACACCAACGAGAAGCUGCAGCAGCUCUUCAACCACACCAUGUUCAUCCUGGAGCAGGAGGAGUAUCAGAGGGAGGGCAUCGAGUGGAGCUUCAUCGACUUCGGCCUCGACCUGCAGCCCUGCAUCGACCUCAUUGAGAAACCUGCCAGUCCUCCUGGCAUCCUCGCCCUGCUGGAUGAGGAGUGCUGGUUUCCCAAGGCCACAGACAAGAGCUUUGUGGAGAAGGUGCUCCAGGAGCAGGGCACACACCCCAAGUUCCACAAGCCCAAGAAACUGAAGGAUGAGGCAGAUUUCUGCAUCAUGCAUUAUGCUGGCAAGGUGGACUACAAGGCAGAUGAGUGGCUGAUGAAGAACAUGGACCCCUUGAAUGACAACGUGGCGACACUCCUCAACCAGUCCACUGACAAGUUUGUGUCUGAGCUGUGGAAGGACGUGGACCGCAUUGUGGGUCUGGAUAAGGUGUCUGGCAUGUCAGAGAUGCCCGGUGCCUUCAAAACCCGUAAAGGCAUGUUCCGCACAGUGGGCCAGCUGUACAAAGAGCAGCUGUCCAAGCUCAUGGCCACGCUGAGGAACACAAACCCCAACUUUGUCCGCUGCAUCAUCCCCAACCACGAGAAAAAGGCUGGUAAACUGGACCCCCACCUGGUUCUGGAUCAGCUGAGGUGUAAUGGUGUGCUGGAGGGAAUCCGUAUCUGCAGACAGGGCUUCCCCAACCGCAUCGUCUUCCAGGAGUUCAGACAGAGGUAUGAGAUCCUCACUCCCAAUGCCAUCCCCAAGGGGUUCAUGGAUGGAAAGCAGGCCUGUGUGCUCAUGAUCAAGGGUCUGGAGCUGGAUCCCAACCUGUACCGCAUCGGCCAGAGCAAAGUCUUCUUCAGAGCGGGAGUCCUCGCUCAGCUGGAGGAGGAGAGGGACAUGAAGAUCACAGACAUCAUCAUCAGUUUCCAGGCCUGGUGCAGAGGCUACGUGGCCCGCAAGGCUUUCGCCAAGAGACAGCAGCAGCUGACUGCAAUGAAGGUGAUCCAGAGGAACUGUGCUGCUUACCUUAAACUCAGGAACUGGCAGUGGUGGAGGCUCUUCACAAAGGUGAAGCCUCUGCUGCAAGUCAGCAGACAGGAGGAGGAGAUGCAAGCCAAGGAUGAAGAGCUGGUUAAGGUGAAGGAGAAGCACCUCUAUGCUGAGAAGCAGCUCCAGGAGAUGGAGGAGAAACAGCAGCAGCUGAGUGCUGAGAAGAUGGCCCUGCAGGAGCAGCUUCAGGCCGAAACAGAACUCUGUGCCGAGGCUGAGGAAAUGAGAGCCCGUCUGGCUGCCAAGAAGCAAGAACUGGAGGAGAUUCUCCACGACCUGGAGGCCCGUGUGGAGGAGGAGGAAGAGCGUGCUUCUCAUCUGUCUUCAGAGAAGAAAAAGAUGCAGCAAAAUAUUACUGACUUGGAGCAGCAGCUGGACGAGGAAGAGGCUGCCAGACAGAAACUUCAGCUGGAAAAGGUCACACUGGAGGCCAAGAUGAAGAAGAUAGAAGAUGAUGUUAUGGUUUUAGAUGACCAAAACAACAAACUGAACAAGGAGAAGAAGCUGCUGGAGGAGAGGAUCUCUGAGUUCACCACUAACCUGGCAGAGGAGGAAGAGAAAUCCAAGAGCUUGCAGAAACUCAAGACCAAACACGAGGCCAUGAUCACAGACCUGGAGGACCGCCUGCGUAGGGAGGAGAAGGGCCGUCAGGAGCUGGAGAAGAACCGUCGUAAGCUGGAGGGCGACUUCACCGAGAUACACGAUCAGAUUGCUGAGCUGCAGGCCCAGAUUGCUGAGCUCCGUGCCCAGCUGGCGAAGAAGGAGGAAGAGCUCCAGGCUGCUCUGGCCAGGAUGGAAGAGGAGGCUGCACAGAAGAACCUGGCCCAGAAAAAGAUCCGUGAGUUGGAGGCUCAGCUCUCUGAACUGCAGGAGGAUUUGGAGCUGGAGAGGCAGGCCCGCAUCAAGGCAGAGAAACAUCGCAGGGACCUUGGAGAAGAACUUGAGGCCCUCAAGACCGAGCUCGAGGAUACUAUAGACUCCACUGCUGCUCAGCAGGAACUCAGGGCCAAACGUGAGACGGAGGUGGCACAGCUUAAAAAGACCCUCGAAGAUGAAGCCAAAGUCCACGAACACCAGCUGAUUGAGAUAAGGCAGAAACAUGGUCAGGCCUUCGAUGAGCUCAAUGACCAGCUGGAGCAGGCUAAGAGGAACAAAGUGUCGAUGGAGAAGGCUAAACAGGCCCUGGAGUCAGAGAGGAACGAGCUGUCCAUCGAGCUACAGACGCUGAUGCAGGGCAAAACGGAUUCAGAGCAUCGCCGGAAGAAGGCUGAAUCUCAGGUCCAGGAGCUGCAGCUUAAACACUCAGAGAGUGAGCGCCAGAGGAUGGAGCUGGCUGAGAAACUUGCAAAAACGCAGGCUGAACUGGAAAAUGUUACCGGUGUUCUCAAUGAAGUGGAGAGCAAGUCCGUUAAGGCAGUGAAAGACUGCUCUGCUGUGGAAUCCCAACUGCAGGACACCCAGGAACUACUCCAGGAAGAGACACGCCAGAAAUUGUCACUUAACACACGUCUGCGCCAGCUUGAGGAUGAACAAAACAACCUGAGGGAACAGCUGGAGGAAGAAGAGGAGUCCAAGAGGAACGUAGAGAAGCAGCUUCAAACAGUGCAGGCUCAGCUCGCUGAAAUGAAGAAAAGGGUAGAUCAGGAUGCUGGGGUUCUGGAAACAGCUGAAGAGGCAAAGAAGAAGGUCCAAAGGGACCUGGAGAUGACAAACCAGCGUCUGGAGGAGAAAAAUUCUGCCUAUGAAAAGUUGGACAAAACAAAGACACGUCUCCAGCAAGAGUUGGACGACCUGAUAGUAGACCAGGACCACCUCCGACAGAUUGUCAGCAACCUGGAGAAGAAGCAGAAGAAGUUUGACCAGAUGCUGGCAGAGGAGAAGACCAUCUCUGCCCGCUAUGCAGAAGAGCGUGACCGGGCUGAAGCUGACUCCCGUGAGAAGGAGACUAGGGCAUUGGCUCUAACUCGGGAGCUGGACUCUCUGAUGGACAUCAAGGAUGAACUGGACCGCAACAACAAACUGCUCAAGGCUGAAAUGGAGGACCUGGUAUCCUCUAAAGAUGACGUUGGCAAGAAUGUCCACGAGCUGGAGAAGUCCAAACGUUCUCUGGAGCAGCAGCUGGAGGAGAUGAAGACUCAGCUGGAGGAGCUGGAGGACGAGCUGCAGGCCACAGAGGACGCCAAGCUGCGUCUGGAGGUCAACAUGCAGGCAAUGAAGGCCCAGUAUGAGAGAGACCUGGCAGGACGUGACGAGAUGGGCGAGGAGAAGAAAAGGGCUCUGGUUAAACAGGUGCGGGAGAUGGAGCUGGAGCUGGAGGAUGAGAGGAAGCAGCGUUCUGCAGCCGUGGCGUCGCGCAAGAAGCUGGAGCUGGACUUGAAGGAGCUGGAGGCCGCCAUCGACAUGGCCAACAAGAACCGUGACGAGGCUCUGAAACAGCUCAAAAAAGUCCAAGCCCAGAUGAAGGAUCUCAUCCGGGAGCUGGAAGAUACCCGCAUGUCCCGAGAAGAGAUCCUCGCCCAGAGCAAGGAGACUGAGAAGAAGCUGAAAGGCAUGGAGGCCGACAUGAUCCAGAUGCAGGAGGAGCUGGCGGCUGCAGAGCGAGUCAAGAGACAGGCCCAGCAGGAGAGAGACGAACUGCAGGAUGAGAUAAAUAACCAGGCUGCCAAGAACGCUCAGGUUGCAGAGGAGAGGAGACGGCUGGAGGCUCGUAUCGCUCAGCUGGAGGAAGAGUUGGAGGAGGAGCAGUGCAAUACUGAGCUGACCAGUGACAGGCUGAAGAAAGCAAUGCUGCAGACCGAUCAGAUGAACGUGGAGCUGACUGCCGAGCGCAGCACCUGCCAGCGUGUCGAAGGCGCUCGCUCCCAGCUGGAGCGCCAGAACAAGGAGCUGAAACUGAAACUGCAGGAGCUCGAGGGAACAAUCAAGUCCAAGUACAAGGCCAACAUGUCUGCCCUGGAGGCAAAGAUCGCUCAGCUGGAGGAGCAGCUGGACAUGGAGACCAGGGAGAGGCAGGCUGCCACCAAGCUGGUGAGACGCACCGAGAAGAAACUGAAGGAAUUCAUCCUCCAGGUGGAUGACGAGAGGCGCAACACAGAGCAGUACAAGGACCAGGUGGACAAACUGAACUCCCGUUUGAAGCAGCUGAAGCGUCAGCUGGAGGAGGCUGAGGAGGAGGCCCAGAGAGCCAACGCCAACCGAAGAAAACUUCAGAGGGAGCUGGAGGACGCCACGGAGUCCGCAGAAGUCAUGAACCGUGAAGUCACCUCCCUCAAGAACAAGAUCAGGCGUGGCGACCUUCCCUUCACUGUGCGCCGCACCGUCACCCGCACCGGCAUUGAAAGUGACGAGGAGAGCGAGCCCAAAACCGAGACCCCCGAGCCGAAGCCUGAAUGAACGGUGCCGCUCCGCUCCUUAGAACUGCAUCAGAAACAGACAGACCCAAACACACACAUGAGUACACAUUACUGUAACUCCAACGGAGAGGAACACAAACACGAGAAUGUUGUCCAGACUAGAGACAGGGAUUCAGCUCCUUCCUUCACGUUUAGUCCUGCGACAGUCUGAUCUCCUGAAUGGUGACAAUCUAUGCAUCUUUAACACACUUUUACACACACAAAAGCCAGUAAACUCGGACAAUCACCAUGCUGACAAACACUCACACAAUAUUUUUGGGCCAAAUUUUUCUUUUGCGUCAUUUUUCUUUCUCUGGGAAAAGUUUAAAAAAAAAAGCAAAAAAAAACAGAACAUAUUUUUUAUAAAACAACAUUCCACUUAUAAUAGUCCUAAUUUAGGAUCUAUUUUUCUAAUUGAAGAAAAAAGAAAGAAGUGAACUUAAAUGAAGACAGAUUACUGGAAGGGGACCAAAGUAAUAUCUCAAUCUAUAGACUUGUAUUUUAUGCAGACGUUUUUAUAAUGGUUAAAGAUGGAAGUGCUUCGUGUUUAUUAUUCUCGCGCUCUCGCCUCAGUUUAUUCAGACGGUUUGUAUGCUGAAAUGUAUUCUAUCACUUUAGCUGCAGUUAGCACUUGUGACUACGCUUUUGGGCUUAAAUAUUUGUUACAUUUCACGCGGAAGCUAAAUCGGAGGCAGAUGUCAAGUAACAAUUGGAGACUCAUUGGAAAAACUGAAGGCAUUUGAUUGUGACUGUGCGGAAAUUUCUUAAUUUUGCACUGAGAUGAAAACAAACAACACUUUAGCCUAGAUAUAAUAAACCACUGCAUCUGUGUGUUUUAGUAAAACCGGUGACAGAAGCGCGUGCUCAUUCAGUGCAUGCACACACGGCCAACACACCUUUAAAUGCAGCUGAAACCUACAGGGCUUCUGUCGGCUUCUUUCUGGACAUGCAUUGAUUUUUAUGUUUGUCCCUAUCAGUGUUUUUGUUAAAGAUUAAAUGAGGUGGUGGGGUCAUGUUUUUUACUCACAGCACACACUGUAUUCUCAAGGCACAGCUUGUUGAGAGAGCCGAGGUUAUCAUGAACCAAAGGCAGACUUAGGAGGCAUCACCGAAACAACCUGUGGUCACUCGACUCUGACGAACACGAGUUUCUGUAGAGAUACAAGCUAUUUGUGUGGACGGUGUGAACCCUCACAGGCUGUGCCCAGGGUCGGCUUUUGGCUCACACUGCUGGAAAGUGAGAGGAACAUGUUGUUACUGAAGAAUAACAGCUCACGGUUAAAAGGAUCACAUCUUUCGCACUUAAAGGAAAUCCAAAAAAAAAUAAAAAAAUACUGCAUCUCAAUUAUUUUGUAAUGUUUCUGUCUGCACCUCUGGAAUGGAAAUCAUGUUGUGAAUUAUUGGUAUUAUUACAAUUAAAGAUGCUUUCUAAACUGCUAA